AUGUCAGGACGCAAGCAGGCACGACGGGCAUCUCGCGCUACGUACAAAUGGUACAGAGGUAAGAAGUUUUGGCCAUGGAACACACCCGACGAUAGUGCGGCUACAUUGGAAAUGGGCCCGCCACAAGGAUCCACCCAGCCGACUAGAUCCACCUCGCCGUGUGGAUUGAACCCGCCGCCGGGAUUGACUCCAGCAUUUGAGCCAGUAUCGACCUCGCCCCGUGAAUCGACUCCAGCGAUGGGAUCAGAAUCGACUGCGCCGUGCAAAUCGACUUCAGCGAUUGAGUCGGUAGCGCCGUUUGCAUCGGCAUCACCUCCAACAUUGGAUCCGCUGGGCCCGCAGGGCGUCGAUAUGCCGAAGAUGGAGCAAGUGCUCACGAGGUGA
Penicillium maclennaniae is the source of this 384-nucleotide messenger RNA. RefSeq lists its product as uncharacterized. The record is from RefSeq and is a predicted model, not a curated record. The transcript has 2 exons. Bases 1 to 384 code for a protein of 127 amino acids. NCBI's taxonomy places the organism in Eukaryota, Fungi, Ascomycota, Eurotiomycetes, Eurotiales, Aspergillaceae.